AUGGAGCGCCGCAAGCGCGAGCCUCAGCUCGAGCAGGCGCAGGACCAUCUCGUGCGCAAGAUCUUCUCGCGCUUCCGCCGCGAGCGCAGCGUCGCCGCCGCGCCCGCCCCGGCGCCGCGCCCCGCGCCCGCCGCGCCCGCGCCCGACCCCGAGCGCGGCGACCCCGCGCCCUCCGCCGCGCCCCCGGCCGCGCCCGCGGCGGCGCGCGGCAAGUGGGGCCGCCUGCUGGCCACCGGGUCGCUGGACGCGGGCGGCGCGGCCGAGCCGCCGCGGGGCGCCUUCACGCGCAGUCUCAGCGCGCGCGACCGCCCGCCCGCCGCGCCCGACGCCGCGCCGCCCGCCGCGCCCGCGCCCGCGCCCGCGCUCCCAGCGGCGUCGGCGCUUUCGCUCAAGGCCACGUUCGCCAAGGGGCGCAGCGCCAGCGGCGCCAGCUCGCGCCAAGACACCAUCGAGGAGGAGCUAGAGGAGCGCCGCCCGGCCGCCGCGCCCCCGCCCCCGCAGCCCGCGCCCCCGCAGGCGGCGCCCCCGCCCCCGCAGGCCACGCCCCCCGCGCCCCUGCCUUCCUUGCAGGCGGCGCACGCGUCUCACGACGCGGCACUGGCCGAGCUGCGCCGGGACGUACGUAACGAGGUGCAGAGACUGCAACAGAAGUUGGGUCGGGUCGAGGAGUUGCUGACAAUGUUGGCGACGCGACUGGGCGCCGAGCCCGACGGCGCGGCGCACUCCACUCCCACCGAGCCGGACCGGCUCGACGUCCGGCCCGACGCGCGGCCCGCCGACGCGGCCCGGAAGCGGCGCUCCAAGGUCGGCCUCACACUGUCGGCGCCCUACUAGCGCGGCACCCUACUAGCGCGGCGCCCUACUAGCGCG
Spodoptera littoralis (African cotton leafworm) is the source of this 870-nucleotide messenger RNA. The record is from the annotation of a GenBank genome assembly. NCBI's taxonomy places the organism in Eukaryota, Metazoa, Arthropoda, Insecta, Lepidoptera, Noctuidae.